Messenger RNA from Peronospora matthiolae, 1569 nucleotides. The record is from the annotation of a GenBank genome assembly. NCBI's taxonomy places the organism in Eukaryota, Oomycota, Peronosporomycetes, Peronosporales, Peronosporaceae.
AUGCAACGUCAUGUUUUGCACCGUCUGACACGAGCAAUCAGCUGCAGCUCCGUCGCUGCCAAGAGUUCGACGGUCACGCUGCUGCCGCGACACUUCUCCGUGGAAAUACUACCCCCAGUGAAGCAGACGCUUUUGUUUAUCAAUAACAAAUUUGUUCCAUCGUCAUCGGGUGCCACGUUUGACACGUUCAAUCCGGCCACGGAAGAGAAGAUUGCGUCGAUCGCAGAGGCGACUCGGGCUGACGUUGAUGCCGCUGUAGACGCUGCACGCACUGCUUUCAAUGGCCCGUGGCGUACCAUUGACGCUUCCGAGCGCGGUCGUCUUCUCUACCGCCUUGCAGACCUCAUUGAGCAACAUGGCGACGAGCUGGCACGACUCGAGGCCCUUGACGCCGGUAAACCUACCACCCUGGCCCGUGUCGUUGAUGUGCAAGCGACUCUGAACGUGCUGCGGUACUACGCUGGCUGGGCCGACAAGAUCCACGGUAUCACUGUCCCCAUUUCUGGUCCCUACUUGUGCUACACGAAGCAAGAGCCCGUGGGCGUGUGUGGCCAACUCGUCCCAUGGAACUUCCCGAUGAUUAUGAUGUCCUGGAAGCUCGGGCCGGCGCUUGCUGCUGGUAACACGGUGGUGCUCAAGCCCGCCACGCAGACUUCGCUCACGGCUCUGCGUAUCGCUGAGCUCAUUGUCGAGGCUGGCUUCCCCGAAGGUGUCGUCAACGUUGUCACGGGUGGUGGCAAGACUGUUGGUGCCUACCUUUCGCAGCACCCGAACGUGGACAAGAUUGCCUUCACGGGCUCCACAAGGACUGGAAUGGCCAUCAUGCGCUCGUCCCAUGUCGACAACCUCAAGCGCGUGAGUCUGGAGCUUGGCGGCAAGUCUGCCAACAUCAUUCUCGAUGAUGCAGACAUUGAUGCGGCCAUCGAGCAGUCACAAAAAGGUUUGUUCAUUAACUCUGGUCAGCUCUGCAUCUGUGGCAGCCGCGUGUACGUGCAAGAAGGAAUCUACGACGAGUUCGUCCGUCGAUCUGUCGAGGCUGCAAAGACCAUAAAGAUUGGGGAUCCGACCGAUCCUAGGACUCAACAAGGUCCACAGAUUGACGGCGGGCAGUUGAGAAGAAUUUUGGACUUCAUUGAGUCGGGAAAGCAAGCUGGUGCUCGGUUAAUGUGCGGCGGAAAGCGCUGGGGUGACAAGGGCUUCUUUGUCGAGCCUACAGUAUUCACUGACGUGACAGACGACAUGGCCAUUGCUCGUAAAGAGAUCUUUGGUCCUGUCAUGUCGAUUCUCAAGUUCAAGACAAUCGACGAGGUCAUCGAGCGCGCGAAUAACUCGGAGUAUGGUCUCGGGGCUGGUGUCGUUACGUCCAGCUUGGACAAUGCCAUCAAGAUCUCCAAUGGCGUGCGCGUUGGCACUGUGUAUGUGAACUGCUACGCUGUCAUCGAGCCCAAUGCACCCUUUGGUGGCUUUAAGAACUCGGGUUUCGGUCGCGAGCAGGGCGAACAAGGGCUACGCAACUACUUGGAGAGCAAGACGGUCAUAAUCAAGCGCCCAGAUGACUCGAUGCCAUAA